ACCACCGGAAGAGUGAGUGUUCGGCCCCGCCCCGGCAGCGCAGUCAAUCCAACCUGAAGAGAAGGCGAGUCAACGGCUAAAAAUAUAAUAGCUAACACAAGAUGGCCGGUUUGCCUCGUAGGAUUAUAAAGGAGACACAGCGGUUGUUGGCAGAGCCUGUUCCAGGGAUCACGGCUACGCCUGAUGAAGGGAACGCACGUUACUUCCAUGUGGUCAUUGCAGGGCCUCAAGACUCUCCUUUUGAAGGAGGCACAUUUAAACUUGAACUAUUUCUUCCAGAAGAGUAUCCCAUGGCAGCUCCCAAAGUGCGAUUCAUGACCAAAAUCUACCACCCCAAUGUUGAUAAACUGGGAAGAAUAUGUUUAGACAUUUUGAAAGACAAGUGGUCUCCAGCUCUGCAGAUCCGUACAGUGUUGCUAUCUAUCCAGGCAUUAUUAAGUGCUCCCAAUCCAGACGAUCCCCUGGCAAAUGAUGUUGCAGAGCAGUGGAAGAAGAAUGAAAGCCAUGCCAUCGAGACAGCCCGAACAUGGACCAGGCUCUAUGCUUCCAAGACUGAAGUAUAGAGGAAGAGAGAUGAGGCAUCUGAAUGUGAUCCACAAAAUGUACUCCUAUUCUGUCAACAUUUGCUUUUAAUGGACACAAAAAAGUGAAAAAAAAAAGAUUUUGAGUCCAAAUCUAUUCAAAAGAAAUGAUGAGAUUUACUGCUGCAGACCUCUGGGUGACUGAUUUUCCUCUCUAAGACGCGUUAAAUGUGUGUUAGCCAACCCCCCCACCCCAACUGUGUUGCUAUUUAAAUGCAUGGACAGAGAAUGACACCCUCCCCAAUACAGUCUUAAAAGAACAUAUUCAAACGACAUGAAAUAUGUUAUCCUGCACUAGGCACAUACUGGUACGUCUGACAAAGAAACAUGCAUUUAAAGGUGUCCUUCUUUUAACUCAUGCAUUUUUUUAUCAACACAUCUGUAUGUCUUUUGUAUGAGAUGACACAUUCUGUUAUUUAGACACUUGACUUUCUCCAACCUUUAGACAGCAGAUAAAAUAUUUGAAUCAACAUUGUCUUUACUCUUUUUAGGUAAUAUAUUACACAAAAUGAUCCCUAAUGUUAAACAAAGUGAGGAAUAUUUCAGCUUGACAACUCUUCACACAACUGAACAUUUAGCUAAUGGUGAAACAUCAUCAAGAGAAGACGAAGUGCUUGAUUUUAAACAUAAAUGUAAAAUUUUCCACAUUCUACAUCAUGAAGCAUCUUUGGCAAUCUUUGUCGCAGUUGUUAUAAAAGCAGGUACAUUGAAAGGAUUCUCUACACCUCUUAAAUGUUUCAAUUCAAAACUGGCCUUCUAAAACUGAAGCAUUUGCCUUGAGUACAACUUCUGAUAAGCUGUAGAACACAGACUGAACUAAGAACAGACAGGAAGUACUUUUACACCCAGUACUUUAUGUACUAGUGUUGUAAAUUGUGCAAUUUUGUCUCAUUUACAUCUCAACAUCUGUCCUGGAUAAUAUGAAUAGCUACCUGAACUCAGUAUUCUGCUUAUAAUAAUCUAAAAUGUAUUAAACCAAUGUGAGGUUUUGUUCUUUCACAGCCAUGUCCAAAAAUAGGUUAGGCUCUAAUAUAAAAUUCUGUCCCACAAACAACAUCUUUGCACAAUUUUAAGAAAAAAAAAGUCAAAAUUGGACAUUUUGGGGAGGGUGAGCACGUAUGUGAUGCUUCCACACACUUAAAAAAAUAGUCAUUCCCAACAUAUUGAAAUAUGUAGAAUGACACAACAUAUCCCAAGUUGCUUUUUAACAUCACACCCUCAAAGUCACAUUUACAAAAUACUGUGUUGAUAAGGAACCACUUGCAUGUUGUAGCAGACUACAGAGGUGUGUUGAAAAUGAAGUCCUUUUUGAAGUUGUAGGAAGCUGACUGACUUCUGUUUUGUUUCUUUUUAAAAUUGUCUGUCCAUGCUAUCCAUGUUGCCUGUUUAUUUUAUUUUCAGUGUUACUUCAUUAAAAUGGCAUAUACCAUAAACCGGACUGAUACCAGAACAUUUGGAACUUGUUUUCUUCAUGCUGUUUAUGAGGUCUUUUAAGAGGAAAGUUGAAGGGGUUUUUUGUUUUGUUUUUUCUUGUUAUUUGUAAACUUGUUCACACUUUUCCUGCCGGUCUGUGGCAUUCCUGUUAAAAAUGAGCUGUGAUGAUUUAUGCAAGUGAAUUUCAUUGAAUCUUGAGGAAGAUGGGUCAUUGUGGUAUCAAAAUAGUUACAAAUAAAAAAAUGUUCUAGAUUAAAAGAUGUAUCACCCUCAUCAAACUGUUACAGAUUUCCUAUUGGCUGAAGGUUUUAACAGUUCAUGAAAAUGACUUCAAAUCUGAAAGUUUCCCUUUAAAAGAUAGGUAUUUGUUCAUUUAAUACAUAAAAUUAUGAGACGUUCUUUGCCCAGUAGCUUAGACCCUCUGUGAUCAUAUUGCUUCUGUAUGGCUCGUCUGAGGGAGGAUUGUAAUGUUAUCCCGUAGUAAAACUAUUUUUUGUUAAGCAUUCUUUAUUGGUUGCUGUUUUUUCUCUCUCUCUUUUUAUUAUGGAUUAAUGCAGGCUUGAUGUUGCUUAGAUUUGUUUGUGUCUCAUCCUCACCCAGAAAUAUUAACCAGCUGUUUCUGACUGCUGCAUUUACUCAAGUCUGUAAGAUGGAGCAUGGCUUAAAACCUGGUUAAUUUAUUUGUUUCCCUGAGAGACUUGAGGGUAAUCUUAAAAAAGAAGCAGUCACUGGAAUUUUGAAGCAUCUAGAUCAAAGUAUCAAAGAUCAAAAAUCAGAUUAAUCAGCUCCCCAUGUGUAAAAAAAAAAAAAAAAAGAGUUCUGUCAGUAAUUUCAGUACAUUUGAAUACAUGGCUCUUCAAAUACUCUGUAAAUAAACUGAGUUGACUAAGUAAGCA
Molecule: messenger RNA, 2911 nt
Organism: Sphaeramia orbicularis (orbiculate cardinalfish)
Lineage: Eukaryota; Metazoa; Chordata; Actinopteri; Kurtiformes; Apogonidae
Gene: ube2nb
Product: ubiquitin-conjugating enzyme E2Nb
Exons: 4
Coding region: 102-563 (153 amino acids)
Source: RefSeq, a predicted model, not a curated record